Messenger RNA from Ipomoea triloba (trilobed morning glory), 761 nucleotides. RefSeq names its product jacalin-related lectin 23-like. The transcript is spliced from 2 exons. Lineage: Eukaryota; Viridiplantae; Streptophyta; Magnoliopsida; Solanales; Convolvulaceae. The record is from RefSeq and is a predicted model, not a curated record. Bases 67 to 552 code for a protein of 161 amino acids.
CAAACUUUAAUUCUCAUUUAAUUUAAUUUUCAUUCUUAAUUCCUUUUGCUUUUCAAUUAUCAUCCAAUGGAGUGGAAUUGGACCGAUAGCGUAAUCGGACCUACGGGAUAUCCCCGUGAAAGCUUCUUUAGUUUCCGGCCAAAUCAAAAGAUCGAUAAAAUUGUUAUUUCUUAUGGUACGCCGUCAAACCUCAUUAUUGUUGGUUUGACUUUUUUCUCCUCUAAUGAAGAUGGUUCAACGGAUACACUCACAAUAGGUGGAGGUGGCAAAGAUAGUGUGGUCAUCCGUAAAGACACGGUGCUUUUUGAUGGCGCAAAUGAAUACUUGACCGGGAUAAGUGGAAGGUUUAGCGUUUUCGACGAUCCAACUUCGCCAAUCUUAUAUUGUAUAAAAUUUACCACCAAUCUAAGAGAGACCAGGAUGUACGGAGUUGAACUUCAAAGUUCACCGCUAUUUAACUUGAAUGCUCCGGAUGGCGACAAGAUUGUUGGGUUUCUUGGUCGAUCUGGACCGUAUAUUAAUGCUCUUGGUGUUUAUCAUACAAAGGCCUGAUUAUAUUGUCACUCUCAAGCUAAUAAAUGCUCCAUUGGAACAUGUCUAUGUGUGUUGUUUGUUGAAUAAGUUCCAAUUGGUUUGAAUAAUGUUAUAUUAAGCAAGCAUUGCUUGUUUUAUGUUUUUCAAAUGUGCUCUCAUGUAUGAGCAUUUUAAUAAAUAACGUUGUUUUUAUACUUUGCUCUUUAAUUUAAUUAAUAUACCAAUUA